GGCCAGGAUAAUAAUCAGUUAUUUCAUGUUUUUUUCCCUUUCACAUCACAUUCACAUUUCUACCACACUACGCUAAUGUAGUGAGUGAUACGCAUAGUUUUGCCCAGAAUUCUAUUCAUUAGGUUAUUGUUCUGAGAUUAUUGUUAACUGUUUCUAUUCUGUAUCAAAUGUUUAUUUGCAAUAAGUGUAAAAAUUUUAACAGACAUGGAUAGUGUUUGUGGCUCUGAAUUUUGGAAUUCAAGUGUAACAUGGAACACAGAGGAUCCAGACUUUACGCCUUGUUUUGAGAAAACAGUGCUGGUGUGGGUGCCAUGCUUGUUUCUGUGGAUCUUCUCGCCGUUGGAGGUCUACUACCUCACACGCAGCCACACACGUGACAUACCAUGGAAUUGGCUCAACAUUUCCAAAAUUGUGUUGCAGACCUUGCUUGUCCUACAAUGCAUCGUGGAGCUAGGCUAUGCUCUACACACAUAUUUAUCCAAAGGCAGUGUUUUCACUGUGGAUAUUUACACACCAGCCAUCAAAGGCUUGUCGUUUGCAUUUUGUGUUUUUCUGACUGUAUAUAAUAGAAAACGUGGCCUUUGCACUUCGGGACUUAUAUUUCUGUUCUACUUCUUGCUAGCUAUUGGCGGAGUAGCACAAUUUCGUACAGAAAUAACUAGAACUAUGAAUGAGGGUGUGGCAGAGGCCUUCUAUUUCUACAGUUAUGUAGUUUACUAUCCAGUUGUAUUGCUCGUUCUAUUUUUAAACUUUUUCGCUGAUGAUAAACCAAAGUUCUCCGAAUAUCCGCCUUCUGAGAACCCUUGUCCCGAAACUUUUUCAUCGUUCCCGUCUAGAUUAACAUUCUCCUGGUUCAGCAAAUUAGCAUGGCUGGGCUACAGGAAGCCAUUGGAAACAGGAGACUUGUGGCACAUAAACUUCGAAGAUUCGUCUUCAGGCGUCGUGCCAAAAUUCGAGAAAUUCUGGAACAAAAAGUACAGGAAAAUUUUAUUGUCGACUGAGGUAAACGACAAAGUGCCAACUUCCAAACGGUCGGGCAGUGUUGAUUUCGCGGAAAUCAACGACGGUCGCCGCGGUUCGAGCAAGCCGAGUGGUACCACCAAGCAUCAGGCGUCCAUUCUACCUGUGCUAUGUGCCGCAUUCGGUCCCAAAUUCCUCUUCGGAUCCGUGCUCAAGCUAGGCCAAGAUCUGCUCUCCUUCGUCAGUCCGCAAAUACUAGAGCUGCUUAUUGGGUUUGUAGAGGGCAGUGAGAGUGUGUGGCGUGGCUACAUGUAUGCAGGCCUCCUGCUGCUCACUGCUAUGCUGCAGACAUUCCUGUUGUCACAGUACUUCAACUGCAUGUUCCUCGUCGGUCUGCGCAUUCGCACUGCGCUCAUAUCCGCCAUCUACCGCAAGGCGAUGGUGAUGUCGAAUUCGGCGAGGAAAGAGUCGACUGUUGGUGAAAUAGUUAACCUGAUGUCAGUGGAUGCUCAGCGCUUCAUGGAUCUGCUCACCUACCUCAACAUGAUCUGGUCUGCGCCACUCCAAAUUUUCCUCGCUCUAUUCUUCUUGUGGCAAACACUAGGAGCAUCAGUUCUAGCCGGUCUCGCUGUAAUGAUAAUCAUGAUCCCGAUCAACAGUUACAUAGCAACACGCGUCAAAACACUGCAAAUGCGACAGAUGAAAUACAAGGACGAACGAGUGAAGCUGAUGAAUGAAGUACUUUCUGGAAUCAAGGUUUUGAAAUUAUAUGCAUGGGAGCCCAGCUUUGAACAACAGAUAUUGAGGAUAAGAAACAAAGAAGUCCAGGUAUUGAAGGAAGCCGCUUAUCUAAAUGCAUCAACGUCGUUCAUCUGGGCAUGCGCUCCUUUCUUAGUGUCACUCGUAACGUUUGCAGUUUACGUUCUUUCGGAUGAAGCGAAUGUACUGGACUCGAAGAAGGCAUUCGUUUCUCUAUCACUUUUCAACAUUCUACGUUUUCCUUUGUCGAUGUUGCCUAUGUUGAUCACCAAUAUUGUUCAAGCUGGUGUAUCAAUCGAAAGAAUAAACAAGUUUAUGAAUUCUGAAGAACUGGAUCCAAACUCAGUUGAACAUAAUGAAUCAGAAGAUGACCCUCUAAUCAUUGAGAACGGGUCUUUCUCGUGGGGAGACCGCGGAUCUGACGGAGACGAUGCUCUGAUUCUGAAGAACAUCAACGUGUCGAUUAAGGCCGGAUCACUUGUUGCUGUUGUUGGUCCGGUCGGUUCGGGCAAAACCUCAUUGGUAUCCGCCUUCUUAGGGGAAAUGGAUAAAGUUUCCGGUCGUGUAAAUACCAAGGGUUCAAUAGCGUACGUGCCGCAACAGGCGUGGAUCCAGAACGCCACUCUUCAGCAGAACAUAUUGUUCGGACAGACUCUAGAAAAUAGUAACUACAAUCGCGUCAUUGAUAAUUGUGCCUUGAAACAAGAUUUUGAUAUGCUACCGGCUAGAGAUCAGACUGAAAUUGGCGAAAAGGGAAUCAAUCUGAGUGGAGGUCAAAAGCAGAGAGUGAGUUUAGCCAGAGCUGUUUAUAAUAACGCUGACAUUUACCUGCUCGAUGAUCCGCUCAGUGCCGUCGACAGUCAUGUGGGGAAGCACAUUUUUGAAAAAGUUAUUGGACCUAAAGGAAUGCUCAAGAAGAAGACGAGAGUACUGGUCACUCACGGCAUUUCGUUCUUGCCGGAGGUGGACUUUAUUCUUGUGGUGAACAACGGUCAGGUGUCGGAACAGGGAACCUACAAAGAACUGCUUGCCAAGAAAGGUGCUUUUGCUGAUUUCAUUGUUAAUCAUCUUCAAGAUGUUGAUGAUCCUGAAGAAGAAGAACAGUUAGACGAGUUGAAGCAACAAUUGUUGGGCAACAAGAUUGAUAAAAUUGGAAACUCCAAGUUGGGACGACAAAGAUCCAGCGAAUCAGGAUCUAGUACAACUUCUAUUCAAAGGCGGAAAUCAUUGGAAAACGAUAGACCACCUCCUAAUAAAAAUGCAAUAGCCAUCGGAGAAAAGUUGAUAGAAACCGAAAAAGCAGAAACAGGAAGCGUAAAAUGGCAUGUCUACAAACACUACAUCCAAUCAGUAGGUAUGAUUCUGACCGUAGCCACGUUUGUGAUCAACGUGAUUUUCCAAGGAUUCUCCAUAGGCUCGAAUCUUUGGCUGUCGAAGUGGUCUAGUGACCCAAUCCUGAAGGGCAAUGGGACAAAUCACACUCAUCAGAGGAACUUGUAUCUUGGCGUUUAUGCUGGUUUGGGGGCUGGACAAGGUGUGGCGGUGGUGUUCACCGAUUUGUUUCCGCAGCUUGGAUGCUGGCUGGCGGCACAGGUGUUUCACAAUUCGUUGUUGCAUGGCGUGCUGCGCGCUCCGCUCGCCUUCACCGACACCACGCCCACUGGACGCAUUCUGUCGCGCUUCUCCAAAGACCAGGACGUGCUAGACAACUCCCUGCCGCAGGAGAUAACUGACACCAUUUACUGUUCGUUUGAAGUAUUAGCCACUUUAGUGGUCAUCAGUUACACAACUCCACUAUUCAUUUUUGUGAUAUUGCCAGUUGGAAUCAUCUACUAUUUCAUUCAGAGAUUCUAUGUGGCGACUUCAAGACAGUUGAAACGACUCGAAUCUGUUUCAAGGUCACCUAUCUACUCGCAUUUUGGUGAAAGUGUCACAGGAGCACAAAUGAUCCGAGCUUACGGUGUUCAGAAGAGGUUUAUUCGGGAGUCGGAGAACAAAGUUGAUAUGAAUCAAGUGUGCUACUACCCAAGUCUGAUUGCUAACAGGUGGUUAGCUAUCAGAUUGGAAACAGUUGGAAAUCUCAUAAUAUUUUUCUCGGCACUUUUUGCCGUUAUCGAACGGAACUCAAUGAAUUCUGGCUUAGUUGGUCUUUCAGUCAGCUAUGCUUUGCAGAUCACUCAAACGCUCAAUUGGCUGGUAAGAAUGACAUCAGACUUCGAAACAAACAUUGUGGCUGUGGAGAGGAUAAAAGAAUAUGCAGAAACAACACAGGAAGCGGCAUGGGAGAUCACUCCCUGCCCGGUGAACGAGAAGUGGCCUGAAAAGGGAGAACUGGAUUUCAACAACUUCCAGCUCAGAUACAGGGAGGGACUCGAUCUUGUUCUCAAAGGAAUCACUUUCCAUAUCAACAGUGGAGAAAAGAUCGGCAUAGUGGGCCGAACCGGCGCGGGCAAGUCGUCGCUGACCCUGGCGCUGUUCCGCAUCCUGGAGUCGGCGGGUGGCUGCAUCUACCUGGACGGAGUCGACAUCUCGCGUCUCGGCCUCCACACGCUGCGGGCCCGUCUCACCAUCAUCCCACAGGACCCUGUCCUAUUCUCGGGCACCUUGCGAAUGAACUUGGACCCAUUCGCCCGAUACACUGAUCAACAGGUGUGGCAAGCGUUGGAGCAUGCGCAUUUGAAGACGUUUGUGAAAGGCCUCACAGCCGGUCUACAGCAUCAGGUCACCGAGGGCGGCGAAAACCUCAGUGUCGGCCAGCGUCAACUGAUCUGCCUGGCGCGAGCCCUACUGCGCAAGACCAAAGUGCUGGUGCUGGACGAAGCGACGGCCGCCAUUGACCUUGAAACCGACGAACUCAUUCAGCGCACCAUUCGCGCCGAGUUCAGGAACUGCACCGUGCUCACCAUUGCUCACAGGCUCAACACUAUCAUGGACUCUGACAGAGUGUUGGUGCUUGACAAAGGCCAGAUUGCUGAAUAUUCAUCACCGGCCGAGUUGUUGAAAUCGAAAACGUCGUUAUUCUAUUCAAUGGUUCACGACGCGGGUCUUGUAUGACAGUAAUUGAUCAAUUUAGAAAAGUAUCAUCAACUGCCUUCAACGAUCUUUUGUAAUAAAAUGAUAAUUCUAGUGUAGUUUGAUUAUGUCUAGAAUGUAAGCUCCCACCAGUUUUGUAUUGCAAUUCCCAAUUAAACAUCACCCACUCACAUGAUUUGGUAAUAGGUUGUUGUUUCUAAGCGUUUCAACUGGUUUCAGUUUUUGUCAAUAAAAUAAUUCCAAACGUGUAUUCUAUCAUUUCAUAAAACUGUUCAUGAGCUUCGAAAUGAUAUUAAGAAUUUAUAGCAAUAAUUAUUGGAAAGUUUCCCUCUUUAAUGGGAAAUGAUUUUAUGAAAAUUACGAAAAUGAUCAUUUUCAAUUCGUAAUAGCUCACGAAUCAGUCUUUAAUAGUUACUACUUAUGAUUUUUAGAUUUAAUUUUGUUAGGAAAUUAAAAAAUAUAUAUAUAUAUUGAAAAAUGUUACAUAUCCUCGAAUUAUUUUAGUGAUAUUCUUUUAAUCAAGGAAAACAGCAUAGGUUUUAAGUAAUUCAAAUUGAGCAGCUAUCAGACAUAACCUGAAAUUCAGUGAUUGAUUUUUAAUUUGUAAUGUAGGUCUUGUUUUGUUUUACGAUUUAACGUUUUGAAUAGUCUUUUCCAUGUACAGUCAAGGAGAUGGAAUGUAAUGAGAUAGCUUUUCAUGAACGUAUUUGAGGAGUAAAAUAGAAAUGCCAUUAAAAUGGUUAUAAUUAGAACCACAUUUCCUUUCAUAAUGUGUAUCGAAUAAUAUUUCUGCCGUUGCCAUUUCGAAUCGAGAAUCAAAAGGAAUUAAAUUUUACAAGUUUUAUAAAUUUUAGAGUCUAACAAAAAUUCUAUAUUUUUAGAAUUUAUUUUUUUAGCUGUGUUCUUGAGUUGCCAAACUUCAAAGUUAAAGAUCUACCUUCUUAAGUUUUUAAUAGAUAAACACUAGCCAAACUUCAUCUUGCCAUUAAAACAUCACAUGUAAACGUUUUAUGGGUAACUACUAUAUUUGUAUCCUAAUAAUUAAUCCAUGCUUUAAAUUAAUUUAUAGUUUUAUUUUUGAAAAUGUUUUUGAAUUUUUUAUGUCUAGUGCCUUCACCAAAAUUUUAAUCAACAUUUCACUUGCAUAAUUUUGAAUAUAACUUGAAUGUUUUUUCAAGUGCAUUGAUGAUAUUUAAACGAUGUAAGCUCAAAAUGAUAUAUCAAAAAAUAACCAGAUUGUAAUAUUAUUUGCUAUUGCUUAAAUACAUGUAAAAUUUAUUUAAGUUUGAUUUAUUGCACAAGACUAAGUUAUAUUAUAUCUUUGAAUGAGAAAAUGAUUUACAAUUAUAUCUAAUAUUUGUCUGUGUUAACAAAAUCACAAUUAAUAAUUUGUACUUAAUGAUGAUACGAGUUUUUUCUGGUAGUCUCUAGAUAUUUGCAUUUAUUAUCAGCUAUAUGCUGAUCUCAUGUUUCUAUAAAAAGUUUAUUUCAAAUUCGUGCCAAAUUACAAGUACUUACGAGGUGAGACUAUUUACUGGUGAUUCACUUUACUAGCGAAUUUCUAACAUUUAAAGUUACUACGUUAUUGCGAAAUACUUUUUAUUCAUUUUAUCUGAUCAAACUACAGUAUGUACUUACAAAAUGAUUUAUUUUGUACUGAAUCUUAAAAUUUUACAAGAUAAUUUUCAAUCUUGUUUUAUGUUCCUCCUUUUAUUGGUUCCAUUGAUAUUAAAAUAUUGUAGAAAUAGUGACAAAGGUAUAUAAUAUGUAAUGUAUAAGAAAAUUUAUAUUGUCAAACUUGAAUAUUAUUUUUGAAAGUACAAAAUGGAAUUUAUUUGUGAAUAAAUUUUACAAAUUCUCAUUAAAAUCGAUUAAGUUAUAUGAUUAUCA
Messenger RNA from Nilaparvata lugens (brown planthopper), 6642 nucleotides. It is a transcript of the gene MRP, whose product is annotated as multidrug resistance-associated protein 1. Gene Ontology annotation, molecular function: ABC-type transporter activity; ATP binding; ATP hydrolysis activity. Gene Ontology annotation, cellular component: membrane. Gene Ontology annotation, biological process: transmembrane transport. Bases 205 to 4773 code for a protein of 1522 amino acids. NCBI's taxonomy places the organism in Eukaryota, Metazoa, Arthropoda, Insecta, Hemiptera, Delphacidae. The transcript is spliced from 31 exons. The record is from RefSeq and is a predicted model, not a curated record.